This is a messenger RNA of Anastrepha obliqua, 2014 nucleotides long. RefSeq lists its product as uncharacterized. The coding region runs from base 298 to 1653 and encodes 451 amino acids. Gene Ontology annotation, molecular function: protein binding. The transcript has 3 exons. The record is from RefSeq and is a predicted model, not a curated record. NCBI's taxonomy places the organism in Eukaryota, Metazoa, Arthropoda, Insecta, Diptera, Tephritidae.
UCUCGAUUGUUGCUGUAUAUCGGUUUUAUUGUUGAAAGUGCUCACUUCUCUACGCAGAAAAUUAAUAUUUAUAAUUUCGCUACCUGCUAGAAGUAAGUGAUAGUGGAAGUUAAAAGAUAUACCAUAUCAGUUACUUUCUGUAUCAAAGGCGAGUCGUGUGACUUAAAGAAAAGUUUUGAACUGAGAAAAUUCUCACAGAUACAUAAGAAAUAAAUUGAUUCUGGUGUAAAAAAAAAAACAAAACAAAAAAGUGGGUGCAGUCAAUUAUUGUUGAAUUCAGUUUGAUAUUAAGUGAAGAUGAAGAAAGUGGCUCGCCUGCGUAUUGCACAGCAAGAUGAUGCCUCCAACACAGGAAGUCAGGAACAUGUGGGCGUGCGCACUACAGGACGCAUAAAAAAACCUAAAGCCGUAUUUGAUCCAUCUGAUAACUACUUGCCCCGUUCACAACGUGCUAAUAUUGCAGCAUCUCACUCAAGUGGUGCAGGGUCGCCCGCCGCUGGCACAUCUAUUCUAAUAGAUCGUAAACGUGAUACACCAACUUCAAAUUUAUUACAAGGCCAAGAUGCUCAGCAAAACAAACGCCUAUCACAAUCGUCUACUACUUCGGGUACUACAACUGGUGGAUCCACACCUGAAAACGCGACUGCAGAUGUGUGUGAUGUGUGCCAAAAACGUGAGGCUAAACGAGGCACACACGCCAGGAAUAAACUGAUCACUUGCUUGGAGUGUGAACGACGCGUACACAAACUAUGUUUACCGAUAGAUUUCGAGGAUAUUGAUGUUUUGCGUCAGCACUACAAAUGUGAAAAUUGCCGCACGUGUGAUGUAUGUGAUGCGUUUGCCGAUUGUGAACCCAAAAUUAAUCAACCGAUGGUUACAUGUUCGAAAUGCGUAAAAUCAUACCAUCUUACCUGCCACAUUCCCAAUGUGUACAAAUUUCAACAGAUUUUUCGAUGGAAAUGCAAUAAAUGCCAGCCAAGUGUUAAUAGUGGGGGCUCUGUAUUGCCGGUAAAAACUAUAAGAGAAAUCAUAGGUGAUGAACCGGAGCGAGCAAUCCGCAACCAAAACUCUCAACUGCAGCAACAACAGCAACAAAAUGUGAACAUUGCCGCAGCUGCAGCAGAGGCAAAAAGUACAGCUACAAAACUUUCGCUACAGAAUGUCCAAAAAAGCAACGAAAACGGACAAAAGCCAGGGAAUGGAGAAGCAGAAACUGAUGCUAAUUACUUGGAAAGCGGUGGUAGUAGUGCAACGAGCAGCAUUAGUACAGGUAGUAGCAACAUUACUAGUGGUAGUGGUGAUGGAAAAGUUGCUGACGCCACAGCACCAAAACGACCAAAAUCUAAUCAGGAUGAAACUGCUACUACUACACCAUUCAUACGCUACAGCCCGUACGAACCGAUCGAUGUACCCGAUGUAAAGGAUUGGAAUAUUGAUCAAGUCGCUUCUUAUUUUGCCAAGUACUUCCCAAAUGAGGCGCACGUUUUUAAGGAACAUGAGAUCGAUGGAACUUCAUUGUUGUUGCUGAAGCGCAGCGAUGUCAUUAAAAAACUGCCAAUCAAACUAGGGCCAUCAUUACGCAUAUACAGUUUAAUAUUAAAAAUACAGACACAAUUAAAUGAUCCAACACUCGGCUGGAAUUGUGGUCUAUAAGCCAAGCCAAUGAAGUUUUCGUUUUAAUCAAUUUAAACAAUUUUUUUACUUUACCACAUUAACGCAUUAUCAUAAACUAUAUAUGUUAUUGUUCUUUUUAAGCAUUAUAUGAAUUCAGUUUUGUAUCAAAAAAUAUUUUUUUUUGUAAUUAUUUGUUUCAAUUAAUUUAAAUAUGAGUUAAACAUUUCCAUUUUUUACGACUGCUGAGUUGUAUUCACAAGCGCAUAUUGUAGAAAUAUAUCUACACACUUGUCUGGUAAUAUCCCAUCAUUUACUGAUAACGGACAGUAUAAGUUGGGGAUGGACCUGUAAUAAUUUUCAAAGAAAAAUUAAUGUGAAUAAAAAUAUUACUGUUAAAAAC